UGCCCUCCCGGGGGCCCGGCGGAGGGCAGUGACCCGCAAUCUCUGCGCGUCCUGGGUCCCCCGGAGAAACCGGAGAGCCCAAGGGAUGGCUGCUGAAAUGCAGAGGAAGAGCAGCAGCGAAGGCCCUGAUGGCACAUUGGCUCCUUCUGAUGGGCAGAGUGUGGAGAGAGCCGAGAGCCCCACACCGGGACUGGCCCAGGGGAUGGAGCCAGGUGCUGGGCAGGAGGGUGCCAUGUUCGUCCAUGCCCGUUCCUACGAGGACCUGACUGAAUCAGAGGAUGGGGCAGCUCCGGGGGAGAGUCCCACGGAGGGUGCUGGGGGUCCACCACCACUGCCUGCAGACAUGCGCCAGAUCAGCCAGGACUUCAGUGAGCUGAGCACCCAGCUGACAGGUGUGGCACGAGACCUCCAGGAAGAGAUGCUGCCAGGAAGCUCUGAGGACUGGGUGGAGCCCCCAGGGGCAUCUGGGAGACCAGCCACAGAGCCCCCCAGGGAGGGCACGGGCGAGGGGGAGGAGGAGGAGGCCGCUGAGGCCUGGCGACUACACCAGAAGCAUAUCUUUGUGCUGAGCGAGGCGGGGAAGCCUGUGUACUCCCGCUACGGGUCGGAGGAGGCGCUUUCCAGCACCAUGGGUGUCAUGGUGGCCCUGGUGUCCUUCCUGGAGGCUGACAAGAAUGCCAUUCGUUCCAUCCACGCAGACGGCUACAAGGUAGUAUUCGUGCGCCGGAGCCCACUGGUGCUGGUGGCAGUGGCCCGCACGCGGCAGUCGGCGCAGGAACUGACGCAGGAGCUGCUCUACAUCUACUACCAGAUCCUGAGCCUCCUCACAGGCGCGCAGCUGAGCCACAUCUUCCAGCAGAAGCAGAACUACGACCUGCGGCGCCUGCUCUCGGGCUCGGAGCGCAUCACCGCGCGCAGCCUGGUCUUCUCCAUCCUGCUGGCGCGCAACCAGCUGGUGGCGCUCGUGCGCCGCAAGGACCAGUUCCUGCACCCCAUCGACCUGCACCUGCUCUUCAACCUCAUCAGCUCCUCCUCGUCCUUCCGCGAAGGCGAGGCCUGGACACCCGUGUGCCUGCCCAAGUUCAACGCCGCCGGCUUCUUCCACGCGCACAUCUCUUACCUGGAGCCGGACACCGACCUGUGCCUGCUGCUCGUCUCCACCGACCGCGAGGACUUCUUUGCGGUCUCUGACUGCCGCCGCCGCUUUCAGGAGCGCCUGCGGAAGCGUGGGGCCCACGCGGCGCUGCGGGAGGCACUGCGCACACCCUACUACAGUGUUGCCCAAGUGGGCAUCCCCGACCUGCGCCAUUUCCUCUAUAAGUCAAAGAGCUCAGGACUCUUCACCAGCCCUGAGAUUGAGGCCCCGUACUCCAGUGAAGAGGAGCGAGAGCGGCUGCUGGGCCUCUACCAGUACCUGCACAGCCGAGCCCACAAUGCCUCCCGCCCGCUCAAGACCAUAUACUACACAGGCCCCAACGAGAACCUCCUGGCCUGGGUGACAGGUGGCUUUGAGCUCUACAUGUGCUACAGCCCUCUGGGGACCAAGGCGUCUGCCGUCGAUGCCAUCCAUAAGCUAAUGCGCUGGAUCCGCAAGGAAGAAGACCGCCUCUUUAUCCUGACGCCCCUCACAUACUGAUGUGAAUGUGUGUGGGCUCAGCCCUCCUAAUCCCACUGGGCCAUGGAAGCCACGGGAACCUGCAGGUGGGGCUGGCCCUCUCUCUUGCCCAGGCAGCAGGCAGGGACGGUGGGUUGGU
Molecule: messenger RNA, 1754 nt
Organism: Miniopterus natalensis
Lineage: Eukaryota; Metazoa; Chordata; Mammalia; Chiroptera; Miniopteridae
Source: RefSeq, a predicted model, not a curated record